Messenger RNA from Salvelinus namaycush (lake trout), 3236 nucleotides. RefSeq names its product voltage-dependent calcium channel gamma-6 subunit-like. The record is from RefSeq and is a predicted model, not a curated record. Gene Ontology annotation, molecular function: calcium channel regulator activity; voltage-gated calcium channel activity. Gene Ontology annotation, biological process: regulation of calcium ion transmembrane transport via high voltage-gated calcium channel; calcium ion transmembrane transport. Gene Ontology annotation, cellular component: membrane; L-type voltage-gated calcium channel complex. Lineage: Eukaryota; Metazoa; Chordata; Actinopteri; Salmoniformes; Salmonidae. The coding region runs from base 852 to 3203 and encodes 783 amino acids. The transcript has 2 exons.
UAUCUCUCUCUCUCUCCAACACUCCCAACUUUCUCCCCUCUAUUAAGUUCCAAGCUUCUUUCAAUCUGAAGUGAACAACAUAUUCCAAACAGCAUGAUGCUCUUUGACAGACAGAAAGUGAUCCCUUCCACUGUGGUUGCCAGCUCUGUCAGAAGGACGUCCCAGUGCAACAUUUUAAAAAGGCCAGACAGUUCUCAGCCGUUUGACUUUGGCUUGGAGCUAUAGACUGAUAACAGAGUACACACCUAAUGGAUUACUACACGGCAGUGGAGGCUGGUGGGAGGAGCUAUAGACUGAUAACAGAGUACACACCUAAUGGAUUACUACACAGCAGUGGAGGCUGGUGGGAGGAGCUAUAGACUGAUAACAGAGUACACACCUAAUGGAUUACUACACAGCAGUGGAGGCUGGUGGGAGGAGCUAUAGACUGAUAGCAGAGUACACACCUAAUGGAUUACUACACAGCAGUGGAGGCUGGUGGGAGGAGCUAUAGACUGAUAACAGAGUACACACCUAAUGGAUUACUACACAGCAGUGGAGGCUGGUGGGAGGAGCUAUAGACUGAUAGCAGAGUACACACCUAAUGGAUUACUACACAGCAGUGGAGGCUGGUGGGAGGAGCUAUAGACUGAUAGCAGAGUACACACCUAAUGGAUUACUACACAGCAGUGGAGGCUGGUGGGAGGAGCUAUAGACUGAUAACAGAGUACACACCUAAUGGAUUACUACACAGCAGUGGAGGCUGGUGGGAGGAGCUAUAGACUGAUAACAGAGUACACACCUAAUGGAUUACUACACAGCAGUGGAGGCUGGUGGGAGGAGCUAUAGACUGAUAACAGAGUACACACCUAAUGGAUUACUACACAGCAGUGGAGGCUGGUGGGAGGAGCUAUAGACUGAUAACAGGGGCUGUGCCCCAACCUGGGACCUGUCCCUGGGACUCCACCACUCUGUCCCCUGAUGUGGGACCUAUCCCUGGGACACUCACUCACUCCACCGCUCUGUCCCCUGAUGUGGGACCUAUCCCUGACACACUCACUCACUCCACCGCCAUGGCCCCUGAUGUGGGACCUAUCCCUGACACACUCACUCACUCCACCACUCUGUCCCCUGAUGUGGGACCUAUCCCUGGGACACUCACUCACUCCACCGCCAUGGCCCCUGAUGUGGGACCUAUCCCUGACACACUCACUCACUCCACCACUCUGUCCCCUGAUGUGGGACCUAUCCCUGGGACACUCACUCACUCCACUGCCAUGGCCCCUGAUGUGGGACCUAUCCCUGGGACACUCACUCACUCCACCGCUCUGUCCCCUGAUGUGGGACCUAUCCCUGGGACACUCACUCACUCCACCGCCAUGGCCCCUGAUGUGGGACCUAUCCCUGGGACACUCACUCACUCCACCACUCUGGCCCCUGAUGUGGGACCUAUCCCUGGGACACUCACUCACUCCACCGCUCUGUCCCCUGAUGUGGGACCUAUCCCUGAGACACUCACUCACUCCACCGCUCUGUCCCCUGAUGUGGGACCUAUCCCUGGGACACUCACUCACUCCACCACUCUGUCCCGUGAUGUGGGACCUAUCCCUGGGACACUCACUCACUCCACCGCCAUGGCCCCUGAUGUGGGACCUAUCCCUGGGACACUCACUCACUCCACCGCUCUGUCCCCUGAUGUGGGACCUAUCCCUGGGACACUCACUCACUCCACCGCUCUGUCCCCUGAUGUGGGACCUAUCCCUGGGACACUCACUCACUCCACCGCCAUGGCCCCUGAUGUGGGACCUAUCCCUGGGACACUCACUCACUCCACCGCUCUGUCCCCUGAUGUGGGACCUAUCCCUGGGACACUCACUCACUCCACCGCCAUGGCCCCUGAUGUGGGACCUAUCCCUGGGACACUCACUCACUCCACCACUCUGGCCCCUGAUGUGGGACCUAUCCCUGACACACUCACUCACUCCACCACUCUGGCCCCUGAUGUGGGACCUAUCCCUGGGACACUCACUCACUCCACCGCCAUGGCCCCUGAUGUGGGACCUAUCCCUGGGACACUCACUCACUCCACCACUCUGUCCCGUGAUGUGGGACCUAUCCCUGGGACACUCACUCACUCCACCGCCAUGGCCCCUGAUGUGGGACCUAUCCCUGGGACACUCACUCACUCCACCGCUCUGUCCCCUGAUGUGGGACCUAUCCCUGGGACACUCACUCACUCCACCGCCAUGGCCCCUGAUGUGGGACCUAUCCCUGGGACACUCACUCACUCCACCACUCUGGCCCCUGAUGUGGGACCUAUCCCUGGGACACUCACUCACUCCACCGCCAUGGCCCCUGAUGUGGGACCUAUCCCUGGGACACUCACUCACUCCACCACUCUGUCCCCUGAUGUGGGACCUAUCCCUGGGACACUCACUCACUCCACCGCCAUGGCCCCUGAUGUGGGACCUAUCCCUGGGACACUCACUCACUCCACCACUCUGUCCCCUGAUGUGGGACCUAUCCCUGGGACACUCACUCACUCCACCACUCUGUCCCCUGAUGUGGGACCUAUCCCUGGGACACUCACUCACUCCACCACUCUGUCCCCUGAUGUGGGACCUAUCCCUGGGACACUCACUCACUCCACCACUCUGUCCCCUGAUGUGGGACCUAUCCCUGGGACACUCACUCACUCCACCGCUCUGUCCCCUGAUGUGGGACCUAUCCCUGGGACACUCACUCACUCCACCGCUCUGUCCCCUGAUGUGGGACCUAUCCCUGGGACACUCACUCCCUCCACCGCCAUGGCCCCUGAUGUGGGACCUAUCCCUGGGACACUCACUCACUCCACCGCUCUGUCCCCUGAUGUGGGACCUAUCCCUGGGACACUCACUCACUCCACCGCUCUGUCCCCUGAUGUGGGACCUAUCCCUGGGACACUCACUCCACCGCCAUGGCCCCUGAUGUGGGACCUAUCCCUGGGACACUCACUCACUCCACCGCUCUGUCCCCUGAUGUGGGACCUAUCCGUGGGACACUCAAUCUGUCUACCACCACUGUCAGCGCUUGGCGUUAAUUGCCACCCAGGGCUGAAUUAUCACCUCACACACACACACACACCACACCACACCACGCACAUGCAAACGCACACGCAUGCACAAAACAUUAAUGGUAUCUGCGGGUAUACAUUAUACAUAUACACUGAGUGUACAAAACAUUAAGAACACCUGCUCUUUCAUGACAUAGACUGACCA